AGCUGUGAUUUCUCCUUCCGGGUUGAGACGCGUAUGUUUUGAUUGGGUGUAUCAGCCCAACAUGUUCGAAAGUGUGCCGCUUUGAGCGCGUCUUUGCACCGCGGGCGUCGUUUGCGGCGGCGACGGCUGUCACAAUCAUGGAUUUUCACACCUGGAGCCGCUAAAAAACGAGAGCGACUCGAUUCCAGCCCAACUGGAGACACCUGUUGCUCCGCGGGGAGGCCAAACUGCGGACUUUUUCUCACUUUCUUAGCGGAAUAUCAUCAACUUUUUGAGAAAUCAUGAAGGUCACGGUGACGUUCGGGGACACAGCGGUGGUGGUUCCGUGUAAACCCGAAUGGACCGUGCGGGAUUUAAUCGAUCAAUCUACGCGAAGAUACCGGAAGAUUUUGGACCAGAACGGAAGGAGUGCAGUUAAAACCCUUCAACUGGAGUACGCUGACGGAGGCAUUCUGGACAUGGAUGAUCUGCUGACUGACCUCGUGGAAGAUAGGGACAAGCUCGUGGCCCUAUUCGAGGUACAGCGUGGGCUGACGGACAGCCCCUGGGACAGCAUUUCCAAUGGCGAUUCCAGUAGCACGCCCAGUCCAGAGCCAAUGAGCUACUACUCGCACUUGCAGCUUCAGGAGCCAACCAAAGGGGAGAUAGAGGUCAACGAGGACGUCCUCAAAGCCAACACGCCCCUUUUGGUGAGAAGCAGCAGCGACUCAGUUUUGGCUCCUCCUAUCGAGACGACCGCCGCGUCAACAUAUGAUGACCGAACCAACGAAGCCUCCAAAAUGGAAAUCAACCAUGCGCUGAAGGGAGGCCUGAAAAAAACUAACAAGAUGGACAAUGUUACCUUCAGCACCCUGACAAGAACAGUCAACUUGCUGGGAGAUCGCGGACCCCUUGGUAUCCAAGUCGUCCCCUAUUGCUCCUCUCUCAGUGGGCGGAUGUUGGGCCUCCUCAUAACCAACAUUGAGGAAAACAGUCGCACCAAGAAAGAGAAUAUCUUUGAAGAGGAUGAGUGUAUUGUCCAAAUCAAUGGCAUACAGCUCCAAGAUAAGCCGUUCGCUGAUUCACAGGAAGUGUUCCGGCAGGCCUUGUCAUCCCCUUCCAUGCACCUGGAAGUGGUCCCUCUUGCCAACAAAGCCCGGUACGAAAAGAGCCUGAUCGGUCAGCUCUUCAGUGGAGAUGGCAGAGAGUUUAAACCCAAGAGUCCCUUGGUGACCCGUGCCAAAAUUGAGCUCCAACCAGUGUCCAAGCGAGACCCCGAACCCACCGCAGCCCCUACUCGUCAAAACACUGCGGUCAAAAACCCUGAGCCGCUUCCGACGAACCCUGUGGUGAACCCUGUGGUGAACCCUGCGGUGAACCCUGCGGUGAACCCUGCGGUGAACCUGCUGUCGAACCCAGUUAACGCGCAGUUGGCGGAUUCCCAGACGGAACGGAUAUCUCCCGCGCCGGUCCGGACGCCGAGCUCGUCCCCGCCCAGGAUCCGCAGGCAGAACCCUAAGGCCGAUAACAGUUCCUCUGUGGUGGGCCAAGCCAACCUUCCUAACAAGAAAGGAGGCAAGAGGAUCAAAAUUGACCUGAAGAAAGGUGCCGAAGGUCUAGGUUUCACUGUGGUGACCCGGGACACGUCUAAUAAUGGGCCAGGACCCAUCCUGGUCAAGAAUAUUCUGCAGCGUGGUGCAGCAAUCAAAGAUGGCCGAUUGCAGCCAGGUGACCGCAUCCUGGAGGUGAACGGAAUGGACAUGAAUGGUCGUAGGCAAGAGGAACUGGUCGCCAUGCUGCGCAGUACCAAGCAGGGAGAAAGCGUUUGCAUGAUCGUGUCCCGACAGGACGACAUCUUCCUGCCACGGGAACUGAAAGGCGAAGAAGCGGGUGGUUUGGUGUUGGAGGACGGCAGGGAGCAGCUCAUGUACGAGGUGCCGCUCAACGAGACUGGUUCCGCCGGCCUGGGAGUCAGCUUGAAGGGCAACCAGUCCAGGGAGACCGGUGAGGACUUGGGGAUCUUUAUCAAGUCCAUCAUUCAUGGAGGAGCGGCCUAUAAGGAUGGCCGUCUGAGAGUAAAUGACCAGCUGAUUGCGAUCAACGGCGAAGCGCUGCUGGGACGGUCCAACCAUGCCGCCAUGGAGACGCUGAGACGCUCGAUGUCGUCGGAGGGCAACGUUCGGGGAACCAUUCAACUUGUUGUACUGCGAUCUUUGAGAGUGGAGGGGCAGUCCGACGCAAUAAACGCUGCCAUUGAACGAGCCACGCAUCACCAAGCCUCUACCGAUCAGGAGUUUCAGCGCCACCGGACCAACCGGGGGGCUUCCGGACCUUCAGAGUUCAACGGUCUCAAUGACAAAUAUCAAUACGGCAGCGCCGGCAGUGUUGCAAGCACCAACGGCAACAGCGGUCACUACGGCGACACCUACGAGGACACCAAGGACGGCUUCGCCUCGCUGCCUUCCCUGACGAAAGUGGACGAAAUGAGUCGAGAUCUAGCUCCCGCUCAGUCUCACUACAGUGCACUUCCCAAGGAUGUUAAAAUGGUAAACCACAGGGACUAUCUUCGAAAUAGAGAAUCCAAAAGCAUGGACCUGGUGGCGGAUGAGAGCAACAUGAGAUCGCUGGCUGGACAUCAAAGGGGACCCACUUCCGGUGGAACGCUGGGCCCAACCUUGGGCCUGUGGAAGUCCAGCUCCUUGGAAAGUCUCCAGUCAGCAAUGUCGGAGGUCCAGCAGAAUGACAUCAAGUCCCAGGUGCCAUUUCACCGCCCACGGCCGCACAUGGUCCGAGGACGCGGAUGCAACCAAAGUUUCCGCAUUGCUAUCGACAAAUCGUAUGAAGGACCUUCGGAAGAUGAUGAUGAGCCUUCCGAGCUGAGCUCCGGUCGCGAAACGCCGGCCAGCGGCUCCUCCCGUCAGGACCUGGACGUCGAGGACGGCACGAACCAAAAGAAAGCCAACGGAAAGAAGCAGCAAAAAAAGAGCAAAGGAAAGAAGAGAAGUGAGAACGCCGCGGAGGAGAUGGAGAAGAAAAGCAGAAAAAAAGGCUUCGGGCUUUUGAGAUUCGGGAAGAAGAGAGACGACAAGAGCAAAGACGCUAUGAAAGUGCCCAAGCACCACCUGGAAGCCUGUUUUGAGGAGGAGGUGGACAGAUUUCCCGACGACACCGAGCGGCACGAUCCGCGAUACGCCCAGAUCGACGCCGGCCAGCGAUACGUCGAGAUCGACUCGGGCCCGCGUUCCCUGCCCAAUAUGGAGGAUGACGACAACGACCCCAACUAUGCCCAGAUCAACCAUUUCCAGCAGCCCACCUCGCUGCCGCGGAUGGGUCGCAACGCUUCCCCUGUUAGGGGCGCGACCGCCGAGAACAAAGUGUCUCGUGCCUCGAUCGAUGAUUUGGACGGGUUGUACGCCAAGGUCAACAAGUCCAGGCAGCAACCAUCAGAAAGUGAUCAACGGCUCCAGGGAACGCGUCGGGAGUACCCUCAUGCCCGAGCGGCUCCAGGUUAUGAGGAACUGGAUGCGGCGCGACGUCGAGUCUUGGAGAACGACCCGCAGCGGGUGACACCCAGGGGUACUGAAUCUCGACCUUUACACCUGUAUGAGGAAUUGGACCGACCGCAGCCAGCGCACACUCGAAGCGACCCGUACGAUUACCCGAGCCACUCUCUGCCAUCGCACCGAGAUCCCGUCCCCUACCAGGACCGCUACCGCGACAGAAGUCAGCCCUACGACCAACGUCACUACCCCUCGUCCCCGCACGCAGGACAGCGGUCCCGCCAGGACGUUCCCCACAGAGGGCGCCAUCAUCGCUACGAGACUGUAGUAAUCCCAGGCGACGACUACCGGCAAGCUAGCCCGGCGCGCUACGGCUACAGAGACGAGACGCAGCCCGACCCCAGGCGGAAGAACCCCAUGAUUGGUGCUGUUUAAACACACUUAAAGGACAAAAUACGAAUUUUAUAGUCAUUUUCGAAACCAAAGAUAGCCACAAAGUACACUGUGCUGUGUAUAUGCUAGCAUGUUGCUGUAUUUAAUUCAAAUUUUUUCAAAUUGUAUCUUCUCGGGUAUUUUAACAACACAAAUGUUGGUUGGUUUUAGGUCUGACAGCCGUUUUGAUUUUCAGGUGCCAAAUCUUUUAAAAAUGGAUUGAGGAAUAUGCCAGUAAUUACUUGAUUUUAUUGUUAAUGCAUUGACUUAAAUGGGAAGGGUGCCCCUACCAACAUGGCCGCCCUGAGGCCAUUUUGGUAAGGGCGAUGAAAGGUGUAGUCAUGCUUCUGCCAUCAGUUGAAAUGAGUAUCACUAGUAAAGGUCCAAUCUAAUUGAACUCGGAGGGUUCGCAGCCAGACCUCCCAAUUCAAAUAGAUUGGCUAUCCAUAUCCUUCAGUGGCAGCCAACGAGUUAACUUGAAAUAUAAUGAAAAAUACUGUAUUUAAAGUGCUAAAACAGCUGUCAGGUGUAAAAUAACUUUUUUUUUUUGUUUUAAAUUGUUGCCCAGUGUGACAUGGACGUUUUUUUCCUUUGCAGGGCUCACUUUUUGUCAAAUUUAACAGAAACAAAAAUUUUGUAAAGAAAUAGUUUGUGGUGUUUCUAAUAAAGUGUAUAAAUUUUGAUCAAUUCCAAAUUACCAACGAAU
Messenger RNA from Corythoichthys intestinalis (scribbled pipefish), 4617 nucleotides. RefSeq names its product par-3 family cell polarity regulator beta a (gene pard3ba). Lineage: Eukaryota; Metazoa; Chordata; Actinopteri; Syngnathiformes; Syngnathidae. The coding region runs from base 282 to 3914 and encodes 1210 amino acids. Gene Ontology annotation, biological process: establishment of centrosome localization; intracellular protein localization; establishment of cell polarity. The record is from RefSeq and is a predicted model, not a curated record. Gene Ontology annotation, cellular component: apical plasma membrane; cell cortex; adherens junction. The transcript is spliced from 24 exons. Gene Ontology annotation, molecular function: phosphatidylinositol binding; protein binding.